ACGUGAAAGAGUCUAUUAAUGUAGACAGCUCUGUAUUGCUUUGUUGAAACUAUUGAGGAACUUAAUUCAUGUGAACUUGCUAACAUUAGGUCUAAUGCUAUAUACAAUAAGUCCAAUGCUCUAAUGCUAUAUACAAUUGGUUUAAUGCUAUAUUGAGCUCGAUCGUUCAAUUAUAAACUCCUCUGAUUCCUGUUUUUCUAGGCAUAAAGCAAAACAUGUGCUUUUGUUGUUGUCUUCCUUUUGUACUUGUCUGAACGGCUUCUUUCAUCUCUGGCCUAUUUUGUGGCUUUAUAUCCCAACAUUACGACAAUGCUCUUGGAUAACAUUUUGGUAUCUCAGGCCUUGGAUCCUGAAGUUCACAAAACACCUCGUUAGUACAUCCUUGACAUAACAAUAGCAACAAUGGAGCAGCAGAAUGUGAAUAAUUGUGAAAAUAGAGCAACCCCUUUUCAAGAAAUUAACACCAACAAAUUUGAAGAACAGUACAUGAAAGAGACUGAAACCAAGAAGACGAUGAAGAAGAAAGAACCAAAGGUAAGAACUUUUCAUUCUAUUCCGGCACAGGCACCGACGCCGGCGUCUAGCUCACCACCUCCUCCGGUGGUUAUAGAGAAAAGGGUUGAUUUUGCAAAGAUCGGUGGAUCUAUGGCUAGCAAUGUAAUGCAGAUGCAAAUUGGUGGUGGUCCAAGGCCUGAAUUUGGGUUAGUGGAAACAAGGCCACCUUUGGCUGCAAGAAUGGGGUAUUGGGAUAGAGAUAAGACUGCUAGUACUUAUGAUUUAGUGGAGCAAAUGCAUUUUUUUGUAUAUUAAUGUUAUCAAAGCCAGGGAUCUUCCAGUUAUGGAUAUAUCAGGGAGUCUUUAAGGAAAUUUUAGUCAUUUUGACAAAAGAUAAGUGCUUAACAACAUUUAUUUGCCAAACACAUCAA
This is a messenger RNA of Solanum dulcamara, 926 nucleotides long. RefSeq lists its product as uncharacterized. The record is from RefSeq and is a predicted model, not a curated record. NCBI's taxonomy places the organism in Eukaryota, Viridiplantae, Streptophyta, Magnoliopsida, Solanales, Solanaceae. The transcript has 2 exons. Bases 403 to 810 code for a protein of 135 amino acids.